Messenger RNA from Octopus sinensis (East Asian common octopus), 4141 nucleotides. RefSeq names its product SH2 domain-containing adapter protein F. Lineage: Eukaryota; Metazoa; Mollusca; Cephalopoda; Octopoda; Octopodidae. The record is from RefSeq and is a predicted model, not a curated record. Gene Ontology annotation, molecular function: phosphotyrosine residue binding. Bases 1348 to 3462 code for a protein of 704 amino acids. The transcript has 8 exons.
AUAUAAAUUUUGAUAUCGUUAAGAUAUAAAAGAGUUUAAUGAAUUGACCGCAUUUACGAAUAAUUCUAUAUACAUAUAUAAAUAUAUAUAUUUUUUUCUUUUUUCAUGUUUAAGUUUCUUUAUUUCUCAUUAUUUCCUUUUAUCAUCCUAUUUUGCUUUCCUAAUUUCUCUUGUUAAAAGCCUACCCGCCUGCAGAAUAGAUUUUGAUAUCGAAUAUGAUAUAAUCUACGCAUGAUAAAUAGCAGGAGAGAUCGUUACAGGAGGGAGGCAUAGAGAAGAAAUCUCUUCCAUAUUUUCAGGCUGAUAGUUUUUCAGUGGGGGAGGUUUUUGUUUCCUAUUCGGAUAGAUAAUAAUAAUAAUGAUAGUAAUAAUGAAAAUAAUACCGUACACGAGAAGAGACAGUCACAUCUGUAUGCUUUAAUCAAGACCUAGUUUCUCCAUGCUAUACUUCUCUGAUGCGAAUGUGUAUGGAUGGAUGUUUUUCUCUUUCACAUUUUCUCUCUCCUAUAGUUAGCUUGUUUGGAUUUAAGAAAAAGCAAGAACGACUGAGUGCUUGUAUGUCUGUCUCUGUGUGUGUGUGAAUGCAAGUAUGUAGAUUAUAUGUAUAUACGUAGAUGUAUGUAUGUAUAUAUAUUGUAUACUUGUAUGUAUGUGUGUAUGUACGUAUAUAUGAAUAAAGACAGUUGUAUAGGUGAAAAAAGGGGGGAAAUUUUGGUGACAGUUCUAGGGAAUGAGGUCGUUUUUUUAUUUGGUCAACAACAAUUUUUUUUCUUUCUGAAAACGUCGCUCUGAGAGGAAAUAUUUCACCAUCCUUAUUCCGAUUAAUAUCGAAUUAGAGGCGGAAAAAUCAAUUGCUAUUCCAUUACAAAUAUCAGAGUUCAUCUAUCUUCUCUCCCUCUCUCCUCUCACUGUGUUUUUCCUUCUUUUGAAAAUAGUGUGUAGGAUCGUAUUUUCCUGGAAAUCUACCACCAAUACUUUUCAAUUACAGCCUUCAGUACCCCUCUCCCCCUCCACAAUUCAAUCUAUAUACCUAUAUAUUUUAUAUAUAAAUAUAUACGCACACAUACACACAUCCAAUGAUAUAUUUACCAAUCAGUAAAUGCAUCAAUGAAAAGAACAUGGUUUUUUUUAUUCGCGUAUCUAAUUUACUUCUUGUGUUGGAUUCUUUAAAAAUGGUGAAUUUCUGGAUAUAAUUCAUCGGAUUCUUUAUUCAAAUUCUACAUGUCUGAUGUAUGACAGAUUAUUGAGGAGUUUUUUUAUUUCGCCUAUCGGUGCUAAUGUGACUUGGUUGUAUUUCGCUGCUGCCAAGCUUCUUUGUGUGUGAGUGUAAAAAGCCUACCAACCAACAUGGGCCAGCAGUCGUCAUCACCAUCUCAUAGCGCCAACGACUCUCAGAAAUUUGAAAGGUCUUCCAGUUACCGGAAGAAGAAAGACAGUUGUGAUAUCGGAAUUGUGAAUGCCGCUGCUGCCUCGCCAUUAUCGGCUCCGAGUUUGUCGCAGAGUACCGGCUUCAAAUCAAGUAAACCCCCCGACCUACCUUCCACACAUCGGCAGCUGCUUCAUCACACCGAACACGACCAACAACAGACUGAACAACCUCCACUGCCUCCAACACCAGUAGCCAAACCGACCACGGAUAGUACCCUUACUGGCAUGGUUACUGCUGUUAGUCCGCCCCAGCCGCCGCCUCCCGUGGGGCCGUCGGCACCCCCGAUGGAGAGAAGGUCCUCCUCUCCAGCCCAUCACAAUCACACUUCGUUAGCGGGUGCCCGGGCUGGAACCGCUGGACCUAGCGGUGCCACUAACGUCAACACGGCCGCUACUGCCAAUAUGUGUCAGACAACACAAGAAGACGAAAGUGGAAUUUUACAAGUUUCUCUUGGAGACUACUCAGAACCAAUAGAUUUCCGUCGCAAAGGGUCAAGUGUAAAAGAGCGUCAACUACCCAGUGCUCCUCCUUUAGAAGACGUGGACCCUUACAGCGAACCAUAUCAAUCAAAGCAGAACUUGGAUGCAAUUGAAGCCUUAAAGAGACAACAGAGUAUGACAAAUGAACCUGACAAUUUUGAUUAUGAGCUCGCCAAGCCUGUGUUCGAUCUGGUUGACACGAGUGGUGUUACCACUGCGAGCCAAACAGAUUCUACAUCAGGCAGUAGUAUCCUUGAAGUAGCAACUGUUGAAUGCAGCCCAGCCCAUGGCCGUAGGGUAUCAAAUACAAUCACUCCUCUCAAACUUCCGGACAACUCUCCCGGUGGCAUGAGAGGACCGAUUGCCUCACUGCCCAAACUCCCCGAUGGCUCACCAUGCAGGGAACGUGACCAGUGUGUCGGUGGAAGUGGUCCUUUAUCAUCCUCAUUACAGGCUGCUGAACGACAAUAUUCCUCCGAACUGGACAGUCAUUCUCAAUCGUCCGCAUCAUCCCAUCCUAGUAGUCCGACUGGAAUGACAGUGGAGAUGUUAUCCGAAUCCUCCCCGAUACGGGAAGUCACAAUGGAAUCACAAACAUAUGAAGAACCUUGGGAUUCAGAACUGCGUAAGAGGCAACUAGAAGAAAAGGUUUCUGCUGCAGGUAUUCACUCGUUGCCAUCGCCGACCGGCGAUGGACGAUUGAAAUCUCAGCAAGUUGGAACUGGUAACUAUGAAGAACCUUGGGAUCUUGCCCGACGUCAGAAAUUAUUGCAUGAGAAAUUGGGUUUAGCAGAGAAGAGCAAUUCAGCUUUGGACUCUGAUUACCUUGAGCCUCGGUCUGUACGGAAACAACCAAGUAGUAGUAUGUAUGAAGAGCCAUGGGACUCUGCUGCAAAGCAAAAAAUGUUAGAAGAAAAAUUUCAGGCUUCACAUAUCAAAACGUCUCCAAAGCAUCAAGUUAGUGGUGUUCCAUCAUUGUCCAGCGGCAACUGGGCUGCUGGCGAUGAUGCAGGUCAGGGAAACUAUGAGGUACCGUGGGAUUAUGGAGAACGAGCGAAGGCCAUAAAUGACUUAAUGACCGGACGUGCUCCUGAAUACCGGCCAAUGUCAUCCCCGCCAUCUGAAGCCCCCCCAAGUCCAUCCCAUAAACACAGAGGACACUGGGUAAAGCAACCGCGUCCCCAAUUACCUAGACAGAUCAGUGACAAAUCGGAGACCUUUGACCCCACGGCUCCAUUGACGAAGCAAAAAUGGUACCAUGGAAAUAUCUCUCGACUGCAGGCAGAACAACUUCUUCGUGUGUGCCGUGAAGGCAGCUACUUAGUACGGAGAAGCACAAGUAGCAAAGGAGAAUUUAGUUUAUCUAUCAAAGGCUGCCGAAGCAUUAUGCAUAUCAGGAUAGCUAACAGGAAUGAGCUUUAUAUUUUGGGAGAGUUCAGUGAGCCAUUCCGGACUGUGCCUGAUAUGAUCCAUUACUACGGCUCAAAUAUAUUACGGAUCAAAGAUGCAGAUCAUCUCCAUUUACGGUAUCCAGUUUCUGUAAAUAUGGCAUGAUGUGAAGUGACAAUAGCGAAGCCAUGGCACAGUGAGGACAACUGCGAAUUCCAUUGACAACGAUAACACAAUAUUUGCUGUGCAAAGAGAUGUGACGGAAAAAAAGGAUAAGAAGAAAAUAUAUAUUAAAAAUAUAUGAAUGUAAAAAAGAAAAAAAACAAAAAUAUGAACAAAAAAAAAAAACAAACAGAACAAAGAGUGUAUUUGAUGGCCGUGUUCGGUGUCUGACUCUUUCAAAAUAUAUAAUGGCUGUGCAAUAAGCAAUUGUAAAAGUUCCAAGCUGAGAGAUUAUUACUCUUAGGUUUAGAGCUUGUGUGUUAACACAAAUGCAAUUUCUUCCUCCAAACUGUACAUGUUUUUAUGUGUGUGCAGAUAUGUUUGCGUGUUGGAUUUCGCUACUAAUGUUAACGGUUUUUUUUUUUUUCCUUUUUUUUUUCUCUUAAAACAUCCUGCAAAAGUCUAAUUUGAGGGUUCUUUAGAACUGGAAAUCGCAGGACCGACACCAAACUCUGCAGCACCCAUACAUGCAUGCACACUGAAUGGUCGAGAAUACUUCACAUAAUGGUUAUCCGAGGCCCCUGCUAUCUUCUCUUUCUCAUACUUACACAUACAGAUGCUCAUGGCCAACCCACUGUUACUACGAGACUUUUUAUGCAAUAAACGGAAAAGACUUAGGUUA